This is a messenger RNA of Rosa rugosa (rugosa rose), 1364 nucleotides long. Its product is annotated as agamous-like MADS-box protein MADS1. The record is from RefSeq and is a predicted model, not a curated record. Bases 168 to 1040 code for a protein of 290 amino acids. The transcript has 8 exons. Gene Ontology annotation, cellular component: nucleus. Gene Ontology annotation, biological process: positive regulation of transcription by RNA polymerase II. Gene Ontology annotation, molecular function: RNA polymerase II cis-regulatory region sequence-specific DNA binding; protein dimerization activity; DNA-binding transcription factor activity, RNA polymerase II-specific. NCBI's taxonomy places the organism in Eukaryota, Viridiplantae, Streptophyta, Magnoliopsida, Rosales, Rosaceae.
CUAAAAAUUGAAGCCAAGUUUUGGAAAUUAGUAUAAUGGAGGAAAUAUCGUUUUUCCCUUUAUAAAUACCCUUCUCUGAGUCCCCCUUGCUUCCAUUUUCUGCAUAUCUUCUUGUUUAGAUUGUGGAAAAGAAAAGAAGUCUAAGAAAAAACCCAAAAGCUGCAACUAUGGCCUAUGAAAACAAACCCAACACGGUCCUGGACUCUGAUGCCCAAAGAAGAUUGGGAAGGGGAAAGAUCGAGAUCAAGCGGAUCGAAAACACCACCAAUCGUCAAGUCACCUUCUGCAAAAGGCGCAAUGGUUUGCUCAAGAAGGCCUAUGAGCUCUCUGUGCUCUGUGAUGCUGAGGUUGCUCUCAUAGUCUUCUCUAACCGUGGCCGUCUCUAUGAGUAUUCCAACAACAGUGUUAGAGAAACAAUUGAACGAUACAAGAAGGCAUGUGCAGAUUCUUCAAAUAAUGGAUCUGUCUCUGAAGCUACUACUCAGUACUAUCAGCAAGAAGCUGCCAAACUGCGUGCCCAGAUAACCACUUUGCAGAACAGUAACAGGGGUUAUAUGGCUGAGGGUUUGAGCAAUAUGUCUAUCAAGGAGCUCAAGGGCGUGGAGACCAAACUUGAGAAAGCAAUUAGCAGAAUUAGAUCCAAGAAGGUAUCUCUUCCAUCUGAGUAUUUGAUAUUCUUUGUGGUGGAUUUUUGCAUAAUUACCACUGACAAGUUUUCCCUUUUUUGUUUACUUUUUAUUUAUUUAUUUUAUUUUGAACUCUCUCAGAACGAGCUCUUGUUUGCCGAAAUUGAGUACAUGCAGAAAAGGGAACUUGACUUGCACAACAAUAACCAGCUCCUCCGAGCAAAGGGACAGAUAGCUGAGAAUGAGAGGCACCAGCAAAGCAUAAAUGCGAUUGCAGGUGGGCAUGGAAGCUACGACAUCAUGCAGCCGACUCAGCCAUUUCAUGAGGCUCGCAACUAUUUUCAAGUGAAUGCUUUGCAACCCAAUAUCCAUCAGUACUCGCGCCAUGACCAGAUUUCCCUUCAAUUAGUUUGAUAUAUGUAUGCUUGGCCUGGUUUCUGCUGACUUCAUCUUCAAUGGAGGGUGCAUAUGUGUUAUGGCAAGAGAUGAAAGCUAGCUAGCUACAAGUAGCACUUUGUUAAGUAGGAGUUAAGCAGAAACCAACUUCGCUUUGUGGUUAAUUAAUUAAAAAACCUCUCCCACAGUUAGUACUGGCAUUACACCAAGUACUAAUUAAAAGGGGAUAUCUUGUUUGUAUAAUUAUUACUGAAUGCUGCAGCAAUAUGUACUAAGAUUCUGUGAGAUACACUUUUAACAGUUGAAUUCAUCAUUGAUCUUUUAUAAUAUUUGGUUUGCAUC